Messenger RNA from Amoebophrya sp. A25, 1969 nucleotides. The record is from the annotation of a GenBank genome assembly. Lineage: Eukaryota; Dinophyceae; Syndiniales; Amoebophryaceae.
CGAAGAUCAAUUUAAAUAAAUACUUAAAUAGAUCUUCACCAUUUCUACGGUAGAUCUGAGUCUCGUCGUCGUGCAGAGGAAAUGCGAGAGCAGCGCGAAUACUUGGAUACAAAGGUCCAAAAGUUGCAUGCUGACUUCGCGCAGUUAUCACGCAGUGUGGGUUGUAGCCUAGAAACGAUGGACACGAAGAUGAGCAUCCUGGAAAACGCUCAAGCGGAAACGCGACUUGAAGCUGGCAAAUUGUUUACCCGAUUGGAGAGCCAUAUCCAGCAACUUUUGGCCCAAGACAUCACUGUUUCAUCUAAAGUUGAGGGUUCCCACAUCCUUGCAUCCUUUACUAGCGUCCCUGACUCUUUAUCGUCCAGUAAGAAAGAAGUCAGUGAUGCUCGGAAGAACGCAAUUGAUAUGUCGGAGCCGCUAAUGAAGGUUUUGGCGAGCCACCCAGUGAGCAAGACCAGGAACAAGAACUGGUGCCCAAAUGUGUUCGGUCGAAUGCAGGGGGCGAUCAGGGAAGUGAAGACCAUGUUGCUGAGCAAGAAGUUGAGCAUGUUGAUGCAAGUGAAGAUCACAUCAUGUCGGAAGAAGCAGGUCCUCAGAUCCACGGGAGCAACAGCUAUUCUGGUGGCGUUACGGAGCAACCACCUGCUUCUGCGGAACUACUACAAGACGUUGAUGGUAGAGCAGCAGAUGUUUAAGGGUGAGCGUGAGAUACGUUUUAUUUUACCAUGCGAUUCCCAUGGAUUGAAGAUUCAUUUAGACUUACUUAUGUAGUUGUAGAAGAUGACUAAUAACCGGGUGAUGGGGCGCGAUAUUUCGCGUAGUUAAAGAUGAAGCUAGGCCAAUUCCCACCGGGGGGGUCGUGAUGGUGAGAAAACAUAAUGGUGCAACUAUCUCUAAUUCAUCAAACCUGAUGAAGAACAAGCGCAUGCGCAAGCCGAAGGGAGAGACGAACUUUUCCUGCAUCAACAAGAUCAGUGGAACAGGCAGUGGGAGACGCGGUCGUCUGUCCUAGAACGUUUGGAGGAGCGAAUCUCGCACUUAGAAAGAGAACUAGAAGAAACACAGCUGAAAUUGGAAGACAGAACCCUGAUCGUGGAGAGCGGUCUAGAACGCACGUUCAAUCGAUUACGGCCAGCAGCACCAGAAUCCGUUUACGGACGAAUUACAGGUCUAGGUGAAACAAGUAAUGAAGCACGAACUACUCCUGGUCAACAUGUCGUACUCGAUCCUCAUUCAGUACUACAAAUACAAUCUGGGAGAGGACAGGCGCAGGUGGACGUGCUACAGACUGGUUCGGCUGCCGCUGUCGUAGGUGGGACCUCUUCUCUUUUUGCUGCAAAUGAACAUGGAGGACAGUUAGUUCUGGACACAACAGAUGGCCGUGCGCUGGAAGAUGCACCUCCUGAAGAUGAUGUCAGUAACAAUUUGUAAUCGAAAUUCUUGAAGAAUCCUCACAAACUCAAACGCAAAGAUUCUUCUCUUCCUUAGCACGUCCAUUAUAUAAGACUAGUAUAUUUAGUGUCGAUAAGCAGAAAAAUGUGGAUUUUCCAUGUAUAUGAAUGUAUCUAUAGUCUAGUGUUGUAGUAGACGUACUAUAGUCCUCUAGUGGUCCUAGAUGAACUGACUAGGGUGAUUAUAAUUAAAAAAAAAAGUUGAAGUACUACUUAAGAACUUCUCAGUUGUCAAGUACAAACUUAAAGUAAGUUGAUGCAAGUCUUUUUAGUCAACUGAUGUACAAAUUAUGCAUCUACUCUUGUUGAAAGUAGAAGACAUCAGAACAGCCCCUGCCCGUUGUUCUAGAUAGUACUAAUAAGAUGAAUCACUUUGCGAUAGGGAUAGCGAUAAUUUCAAUUUCCAUUUUUUCAGCUGCACGUAUAUGCAAUGGACAGGCAAGAGAUAACAUUCAAUGCGUCUUGACGGAUGCGUCUCCUAAGACCCUCGCUAAAGGUUUUCUCAUUUGGGUUCGAAC